CCGGAAGUUGUCUUUGUUACCUUCCUUGAGCGUGGCAAAAAUAUUGUUGAGAAAAAGCUUUUGAUCUCCGAUCAGCCAUGGCUGAGGGUUCAUGCGACCCCUCCAGUCGCGGAUUGGUACAGACCUUCGACACAGAACUGUAUGCAGAUUCAGUGGAAUGGUGCCCGGUGGAGGGGUGUCAGGAUGUACUGUUGUGUGGCACUUACCAACUGGAGGAACAGAAUAAGGAAGAAGCAGCUUGUGAAGAAAAGCGACCACAGACCCGAGUAGGCCAACUAAGGAUGUACCGUCUGGAGCCUUCCGACAGCUCCACGAGCCUCUCAUUGCAUCAUCGUUUAGACAUGCCGGGAGUCCUGGACAUCAAGUGGUGUGCCCGGGUUUGUCCACUACCCACGUGUGGACUGGUCAACGCUGCAGGCCAGUUACAGCUGUGGCAGGUUGCAGACACCUCCCUGGUGACAUCCCCAACCAAGCUGACCCAGACGGACCUGGGCUUGUCGUGUCUUGGACUGUCCCUUGACUGGAGCGACAGUAACAGUGACAGUCUUCAGAUUGUGACGUCGGAUUCGACAGGUUCACUGUCGGUGUUUGACGUAGAUCGUGACCUGACGAAGGUCAGUUCCUGGCAUGCGCAUGAGUACGAAGCAUGGAUCUGCGCAUAUGACAGAUGGAACGAAGGCGUUAUAUAUUCAGGCGGGGACGACGGCAUGUUCAAGGGAUGGGAUCUGCGUGGGGGCACGACGCCUAUAUUUACCAACAAACGACACAGUAUGGGAGUCUGCAGCAUACAGAGCAAUCGUCUACAGGAAUACAAACUGGCAGUGGGGAGCUACGACGAAGAGCUGCACGUGUGGGACACACGACAGAUGAAGCGCCCCCUGGCGGUUUGUGAUUUGGGUGGCGGUAUCUGGCGAGUUAAGUGGGACCCGUUUAAAGGAGAUACCAUUCUAACAGCCACAAUGUAUAACGGGUUUCACAUCGUCAGUGCAUCAGAUGCAUUGUCGAUAAAGGCUCACUACGAAUCAGCUAGUAACCUUGGAUACGGCGCUGACUGGUGUUAUAAGCCACGUGCACGUGAAUCCUUUUCUGAUGACGUCACAACAGACCCGACAACGUCUUUCAUUGCAACCUGUUCAUUCUAUGAUCAUUCAUUACAAUUAAGAUCUUGGCCAACAUAACUAUGAAUAAAGUGGGUUGGGUUGUUUUU
Messenger RNA from Haliotis rubra (blacklip abalone), 1207 nucleotides. RefSeq names its product diphthine methyltransferase-like. NCBI's taxonomy places the organism in Eukaryota, Metazoa, Mollusca, Gastropoda, Lepetellida, Haliotidae. The record is from RefSeq and is a predicted model, not a curated record. The coding region runs from base 78 to 1178 and encodes 366 amino acids. Gene Ontology annotation, molecular function: protein binding. The transcript is spliced from 8 exons.